AUGGCCUGCUCACUGCCUCUCGAGGCUCUGCUGCACAUCUUCUCUUUUCUAGAAGAUGACUUAGUGGCUUGUGCUUGUGUUUGCCAACAGUGGCAAGUGGCAGUGGAAAGAACCACAUUCUCUACUCUGCUCGCUAAUUCUUCGAAUCUUGAAGAGCUCCGUCACAUUGUCGGGCGCACCAGCACCCCAUGGCGACCCUCUUUCAUCAAGAACCUGGAUUUCAAGUGCAUCAUACCAGAUUAUGGUGUCGAAGCUCGAGGUCGCCUGGAGGAUGAUCAUGAUCGUUGUUCAAAUAACAAAGCCUUCACACAAGCAAUCACAUCACUUUUCGAGAUUCUAGGCUCAUGGUCCAGUGAUGACCACUGCGCAAUCGAGCUUGUAAUCUACGCCCGCUCCCCAGGGGAUCUUGAAUCCGAGCCUGAAUGGACGAAACGGAAGAUUCGAAUACAGCAGAACAACGCUUUUCCAGAAGAGGACCUGUUGUGGGAGCGUUAUGAAACCUCGUAUCUGCAGCUAACGGAAGAUACACAUCUGCCAAUUGUCAAUUGUAUCGAGAAGCUUCAAGUUCGUGGCCUCGUAGCCUAUCGGGGACUGUCGCCCCGAGCUUUGUCCGACAUCGUGUGCUGUCUCCCACGACUGCGAGCAUUGUCCGUGGAUCUUAACGACAACUAUCGAAGAAAUCCCACGAUGCAAAACCAUCUUCGCAGCGAGUUCUCACAAGGAAUCACCAAUUGGCCUCCCUCUCUGACAGAUCUACUGUUAAGGUAUGAGGGAUACCCUCCUUGGGACCAAAGCUUCCCCGCGGUCAAAAGAUCCGAGCCAAGCGCAGAUCCAUUGAGCCUUGCGCUUCAUCGCCUCACACAACAGCUCGAGACCGUCGACUUAGCGCCAAUAAUGAUCGGCCCUGAGCUCUUUUGGCCGGCAGCCACAAAAAGCAUCCCCUACUGGCCAAAUCUUAUCAAUAUCAGAGUGCGAUUUUCGGCUGCAACCCCGUCCGGUAAAUGGCUCUUUGAGAGAGAUCCAAGAUGGAGGGAUGUGUCCCCUAGUCGCUACCCUGCUCCCGCAUGGUUCGAAGGGGAACCCCCAAGCGAGAAGAGGAUCAAUCCAUUUCGCACGAUGCCUAAUAAGGAGCUCAACGAGCUGUACAUUGCCGCUGGACGUGCCGCUCAGCAAAUGCCCAAGUUACAGAACAUGACGCUCUGGGCUGAGAUAAUGAAUUUCGGAGACGGACUCGAAGAGGUAAUUGAACAAGCCUCCGAUCACUGGUUUCAGUACACCUCAAGUUCGGCUAAAGCUACUUGGAUUUGCACCUCGGAAUUUCAUGUUGCGCCUGAGGUACGACAGGUGUGGGAUGCUGUGGCUAAAAGUCAUCGUCGUAGCCACCUAACGAUUGAGAAUCUAGGAUUCAAGGUUGGGGCUGACGAAUUCGGUGGCCACAAGAUGUUUUGCAAUGAUGAUGGUGGUUUUGAUGAGAAGCUGAAGAAAGAGUACGAGUGUUUCUCGUGGGAUACUUAG
Messenger RNA from Penicillium nucicola, 1515 nucleotides. RefSeq lists its product as uncharacterized. NCBI's taxonomy places the organism in Eukaryota, Fungi, Ascomycota, Eurotiomycetes, Eurotiales, Aspergillaceae. The record is from RefSeq and is a predicted model, not a curated record. Gene Ontology annotation, molecular function: protein binding. Bases 1 to 1515 code for a protein of 504 amino acids. The transcript has 3 exons.